ACCAGUUGAGCAGGAGGACUUCCAUAAUUCAUGGGAUAGGACGGGGGGAUCUUUCUCUCUUUUUCUCUUGGUCUCUCUCUUGUCAUUUCCAGUAACAGAGCUGAUAUGUCUUGACAGAGCAGAGGAGGACAAAUUCUCACCAGGAAAGUUCGUCUAUGUGUCACACGACGGCCAAGUGGAACUCCUCAGAAUGGAGCUGCUCUCCUCUGUGUGUCCCCUCAACUUCUUCAGUUUCCCUCUGGACGCCCAGACCUGCAACCUGACGUUUGGAGUCCUCGCUCACAGCAGUAGCCAAGUACAAGUGAAGAUGGGUAACCAGCUAAAAGUAUCCAGCAGUCAGCAGGCCGUCUCGUCACUGAAGGGAGAAUGGGAGCUUUUGUCAAUCCAGGAAGUCAAAGUACACUUCGAGAGACGCUCUGCCAUCCGGGUGCAGGUUACUGUCAGAAGACGGGCUCUUUUCUAUAUAGUCAACCUCAUUGUGCCGAGUGCCCUGCUGAUGCUGCUGGAUGUGAUGGGUUUCUUCCUCCCACCUUCUAACAAACAGCGCCUCACUUACAAGGCCACCACCUUUAUCGGAUACUUCAUCUUCAUCCUGAUGGUGUUCACCCUCUUCCCACCUUUUAUGGGACCAUUGCCUCUGAUUGAAGUCUAUUUAAUUGGCUCUUUGGGACUGCUGGUUCUCAGCAACCUACAGACAGUGGCCAUGUUUCGCCUAUCAAAUGGCAGGAGCCCAUGGACCCAGAAGUAUUUCUCUGCCUUCCUGCUGGAAUGCUGUGAUGGAUACAAGAGGGAGAAUACUAAAGGAGCAGCAGACUCUGAAGUUAAGUUUCCAACCUGUGGAUCUGACACUUCAGAAGAGAAGCUGGAGCGCUCUAGAUUACUCAAGAUGAAUGAGGAAGUGAAGAUGAUGAAGAAGCAACUGCAGACACUGCGCAUGGAGCAGGAGUUCCUCAGCAGAUGCAGAGAGUUUGGCUCAAUGCUUGACCAGAUCUACCUCUAUCUACAUGUUAGUACACUAAUACUUUCUGCCACAGUGCUCUACAUUAUAUGGCCAUACAAAACUUGA
This is a messenger RNA of Erpetoichthys calabaricus (reedfish), 1066 nucleotides long. Its product is annotated as 5-hydroxytryptamine receptor 3A-like. The record is from RefSeq and is a predicted model, not a curated record. Gene Ontology annotation, molecular function: transmembrane signaling receptor activity; neurotransmitter receptor activity; extracellular ligand-gated monoatomic ion channel activity. The coding region runs from base 191 to 1066 and encodes 291 amino acids. Lineage: Eukaryota; Metazoa; Chordata; Cladistia; Polypteriformes; Polypteridae. The transcript is spliced from 5 exons. Gene Ontology annotation, biological process: signal transduction; regulation of membrane potential; nervous system process. Gene Ontology annotation, cellular component: synapse; neuron projection; membrane.